GCAUCCGUACCUUCUCCCGAGACGUUCCCUGGUCCUGUCGUCCUGUUGGAUGAUGAUCCGCGUUAUCCUCCGCAGAGCUUUCGGUCCUGGAAACGAGAUAAGGACAGGAAUGAAGUCACUGAGGCGAGAGGCGUAAUCUAUGUUGCACCGCCACCAGAGGUGAAAGAAGAGGUCGGGUUCGUGACGGGUUGGACGAGACCUGUGGGUACAGGGGGACAGGCUCAAUAUAACACGACGCCACAUCCAGAAAUGAACGAUGUCGUGGAUUACCUGGCCGCGUUCUAUCACCCUGUGCCUAUAAAGCUCCUGCCCGCCUCGACUCUCACGUUCUCUGCUUGGAUAGAAGACUCGAAGGCCAAAUCGAGAUCCAAACACACCUCCCAAAAUCCUCGUUACAUCGCUCUCAAUACGCCAACCGAAUCCAUCCGCAUUCGCACCCGUCUUGCUCCCUCAUCUUCCACAGACUCAGGACCAGGUCCACUUUUUCCCGAUCCACUCAACCUCGACGACCUCCUCGAUGCCGCUCUUUCGAUUCUUCCUUCCGACGCCUAUGCCAUCCUCUGCCUUGUUGCACAUGACAUUUAUGAGUCUGAAGAUGACGAUAUCGCGUGCGGAAGGGCGUAUGGUGCGAGCAGGAUUGCGGUGGUUUCGAUGGCGAGGUAUGAUCCGGGGCUGGACGGGGCGCAGGGAUUGAACGAAAUACGUCCAUGGCCGGCGUCCCAUUUUGGCGAGCAUGGAACGAUUGAUGCUGCUCCCCCGCCUGCCACGAAGAAACGCAAGAGUGCAACCACAUCUCAACCUUCCCAACAGGCACUGACGCCUCUCCGCGCGGCCUUUGCACACCACACUCCGACACCACAUCCCUCCUCGGUCUACCUCUUCCGCAUCUGCCGUACCGCUUCUCACGAACUAGGUCACUGUUUCGGGAUGGAUCACUGUGUCUACUAUGCGUGCUCUAUGCAAGGGACGACAAGUUUAGCGGAGGAUAUGAGACAGCCUCCGUAUUUGUGUCCGGUAGAUCUGGGCAAGGUGAUCACUGCAACGAGUGCGGGAGCCCAGUCUGUGGAGAGGAUAGAAGCGGAGAGGAUAAGGGAGAGGUAUGGGGCGAUGAUACGAGUUUGUCAAAGGUUUGCGGGGAGAUUUAGGCAAGGAGAUGAAGAGAGUAGAGGACCUUGGAAGGCUUUUGGUGCGUGGAUUGAGGGACGCGUGCAGGAAUUAGACAACGAAGACGAUGACUGA
Stereum hirsutum FP-91666 SS1 is the source of this 1239-nucleotide messenger RNA. RefSeq lists its product as uncharacterized. Gene Ontology annotation, molecular function: metallopeptidase activity. The annotation marks the transcript as partial. The record is from RefSeq and is a predicted model, not a curated record. NCBI's taxonomy places the organism in Eukaryota, Fungi, Basidiomycota, Agaricomycetes, Russulales, Stereaceae. The transcript has 3 exons. Gene Ontology annotation, biological process: proteolysis.